This is a messenger RNA of Theobroma cacao (cacao), 2234 nucleotides long. RefSeq lists its product as uncharacterized. NCBI's taxonomy places the organism in Eukaryota, Viridiplantae, Streptophyta, Magnoliopsida, Malvales, Malvaceae. The record is from RefSeq and is a predicted model, not a curated record.
UUUAUUGUAUCACAAAGUUUUUUCUGAGACAAGUUUGCUCUCUUGAAGACAGUGAAAGUUCCUUCUAUAUUUCCUGAAUUCUGACCCAUGAACUACUCUUUUUUCUAUAGUGAUUGGAGGAGAAUUUUCCAAUCUUGGCUCUUUCCUUGUCGUUUCAUUCAUUUGUCAGUGACCCCCCGCCUCCACCAAGUUUAUAUAUGCUGUUGAGGGAAUUAAGUUAAUCAACUGCUAAAAUCCCCCACAAACCACCAGGAAACAACUAUCAGGCCUUCCUGGCAUGAGUGUUCGGAAUUAACAGGCCAUGAAAAAGUACUGACCCUGACGAUGGCUUACCUUGCUUCCUGUUGGCUUCUCAUCGAAUCUAUUGUCAUCCCUGAUGGAUAUUUUCUGAAGUGGUUUUAUUUGAGCUUCUAUAUCCAUCCUGCUUUUCUUUUUGCUUGCCAGAUUUUUCUAUGGCUUAAAUUGCUGACAAGAUGUAUUUUAGUUGUAUUCAUUUAUCCUUUUAGAAUCAUUUCUUUUGUGUGUUCUUAUGUUUAUAGAUUUUGUAGAAAUUGUAUCAUCUAUAUCUUCUCCUUUUUUAGAGUUACCAACUUGCAAGUAGUUGAAGAGGUUGGUUCCAACUUAGAAGUGGUAAAAUUUUCAGUUGGUAGUCAAUAUCAGCUUGUUAGCUUAGGUAUUUCUUCCAGCAUACUACCUUCAAUUCCAUGCAAGACUGAAGUGGUUGGACUUCAGAGGGAUGAAUUGGAAGAUGCUAAUGGUUGUGAAGAUAAUGAAAUUCUUCCUGGAAGAGAGAACUCACAUAAGGAAGACUGGAGCUUUUGUCUUCACAAAGACUUGAACUCGGACGAGUAUUCAUCGUCCUUUUGUAUCUCUUCUCCAUCCAUUGAUGAAGCAUACUUGAAUGAAUAUUCACCACUGUUUAGUUCCUUCAGCUCACCAUUCAUGAAAGAAUAUUCAUUACCACCAGCAGCUUGCAGCUCUGGUUCUCCAGUUUCGGAGAGAGAAGUGAUAACCAGAGCAACAGAUGAGGUUGAAUCAGAAGAAUUCUACAAGAAAUACUCUGAAAGAAUGGGAUGGUUCGAUGUGCUAAACCAUGACAGGACCUGUGGAAUAAGUGCAAUCUUGAAUAAGGAAGAGGGAAUACCAAGCUCACUGGAGAGCAUCAAGGCGAAGGAUUUCUCAAUCCCCUACAUAUCAUGGAGCAAAAUAGAUAAGAAAAUGCUCUUAAGAAGUAUAAAAAGUGAUUUUGAGCUGGUCUAUGUGGCUCAAUCAUGCUUAACCUGGGAGGCCCUCCACCAUCAAUACAGAAAGGUCAAGUUUCUCACCUUCUCCAACUACUUGUUUUCUGAUGAUGUAGCAGGGGAAUUCCAAAACUUCCAUGUACUGCUAGAAAGAUUUAUGGAAGAUGAAAGGUGUUAUCAGGGAAAGAGAGUUUGGAAUUAUGUUCAAAAAAGAUUUGCUUCCAAGAGUCUUCUUCAAGUUCCAAAACUGUCAGGGUUCCUGGAAGAUGAAAAGGAAAGGAUUAAAGGAGAAACAGUGCAUGCAAAACAUGUGCUGAAGACCAUAGAAGAAUGCAUCCGGGCUUUUGGAAAAUUUGUUGCCACUGACCGGAAAAGGCUUUGGUGGAAAUUUAAAAGUUCAUCAUGGACUUAUCCCCCGGUGGAGGAUCCAAGAGACUUAGAGCUCCUGGCUGACGUCACCAGAAGACUUCAAAAGAAGGAACUAGGGUUGAAAGAAUUGCAAGGGAAGCAAAGGUGCUGGUUUAACAAAGCUGUGAACCCUGUGGAAGAGUCACAGAAAGAGGCAAUACUGUUGACAAUGAUAGAAAUGAAGCUGGUAUCAAGGGUACUGCAAAUGUCAAUUCUAUCCUCUGCUCAACUCAAAUGGUGCCGGGAAAAGCUGGAAAACAUUGAAUUCAAAAGAGGGAGGCUCUUCAGGACUUCGAGUGGCCCUUUAUUUCCAUCUUGUUGAUUUUCAGGCUGAAUGAAAACAAAAAAAAAAAGAAAAAUUCCCAAUUUUAGGGGUUCUCAUUUAAGCUAAAAUCUGGUCCACAUUUAAAAGACAAGCCUGAGCUUUUGUGGAUGCGUUAAUAUGUGUAUAUGUACCAUGUGUAAACAACAAAAGCCAAAAGGGUGUCGUGUAAUAAUUUCAGGUUUUUGUAACAACACCAGGGCCUGUUUUCACGGACACGUUCCCUGCUGGCUUUGAAUGUAAUUGAGCUUCAAUUUGCUUCA